Molecule: messenger RNA, 1134 nt
Organism: Rubroshorea leprosula
Lineage: Eukaryota; Viridiplantae; Streptophyta; Magnoliopsida; Malvales; Dipterocarpaceae
Source: the annotation of a GenBank genome assembly
AGUAUUCCUCUGGUUCAAAAGCGUUGGUUUUCCUGGUUUGUUUUUCCGGCGAGAGAAUUACAGCCUGAGUCAGUGUUUACUUUAUCCGGUUUCUGGGAUUUUCUUCAAUUUUCUGUUCGUCGUUCGACAACAUGAAGAAGAAACUCGACACUCGUUUUCCUGCAGCUCGGAUAAAGAAGAUUAUGCAAGCUGAUGAAGAUGUUGGAAAGAUUGCUUUGGCCGUACCUCUACUUGUCUCUAAAGCUUUGGAGCUCUUUCUGCAAGAUCUAUGUGACCGAACAUAUGAAAUAACUUUAAAGAAAGGCGUCAAGACUCUGAAUUCGUUUCAUCUAAAACAGUGUGUGCAAACCUUUAAUGUUUUUGAUUUUCUGAGAGAAACUGUCAGCAAGGUUACUGAUCUAGGUGGUUCUGAUGCUGCUGAUGAGGACCGUUCUGUUUGCAAAAGAAGGAAGGUUGUUGAUGAUGACAACAGUGACUGUGAUGAUGAGCCCAAGAAGAGCAGAGUGGAUGCAACCGGCAACCUAAGCAGCAGAGGAAGGGGAAGGAGCAGAGGUAGAGGUCGUGGUCAAAGCAGAGGCAGAAAAAUAAUGGAGCAAGAGACGGUUCCACAUCAUGAGAAUUUUGAAGAUGAUCCAGACACUUCUCACCAGCAAGAAGCAAAUGACUUAGAUUUUCAAAGGGUGGAUAGUAGCAGAGAGCCUGAUGAGGAGGCAGUGCAAGCUAACAAUAAUUUGAAAGUCCCAGUUCGAAACUUUGACCUCAAUGUUGGCUUGGAUGAGAAUGGUGACUCGAUCCUCCCAGUUUCUGCCCCUGCUACUCUGAUCAUGAAGACCAUCCCUGAAAUUAAACAUGACGAAUACCCCGGCUGGUGCCUUUCUGAAAUUGACAAGAUGGCCAUAGAUCCUACUCAACUCACCAAUUUCAAUGGGAGAAUAGAUGAGGAUGAGGAAGAUUACGAUGAAGAUAGUGAAUGAAUUUGUGCCGGAGAAUUUUGUCCAUUAGGUUUGUAGUCAGUUCUUUUCUAACCCAAGAACAGAGUAGAUAUCAAGGUAAUACAUGUGAUAGGAAGAUUAGGGGAAAUCUGUGAAGUACUUUCUUUCUGGAAAUCAGUGAAAAUAAAAAAGUCUAGCAAUU